Molecule: messenger RNA, 4203 nt
Organism: Brienomyrus brachyistius
Lineage: Eukaryota; Metazoa; Chordata; Actinopteri; Osteoglossiformes; Mormyridae
Gene: grin3bb
Product: glutamate receptor, ionotropic, N-methyl-D-aspartate 3Bb
Exons: 9
Coding region: 215-3571 (1118 amino acids)
Biological process (GO): monoatomic ion transport; modulation of chemical synaptic transmission; ionotropic glutamate receptor signaling pathway
Cellular component (GO): postsynaptic membrane; plasma membrane
Molecular function (GO): transmitter-gated monoatomic ion channel activity involved in regulation of postsynaptic membrane potential; NMDA glutamate receptor activity
Source: RefSeq, a predicted model, not a curated record
CAGCCGGUCGGCAUCUCCGCCUCCCCGUGCUGCACCCCUCCCCUUCUCUACUGUAUCCACACAUUCGCACCAAAACUCCAUCUAUGGAUCGGCACUCGUAUCACCGUCAACAAAAACAGGAAUUAAGGACGUAAAAGAAAGGAAAGGGGCAAAGUAAUAAGACAAGCAAUGCUAUCUUCUGACAAUACCUCAAUCCGACUGAGAGCGAAGCAGGAUGAAUUUAAUCUUUUCAAGAUUCUUGGCAUACUUUUAUUUCGGGUUGCAAGUCCUUCUCCAUUCCUUCAUCGGUCCCUGUUACCCCCAUCCCCAGCCCUGCCACAUACUGGCGCAGAUAGGACACACAGUGCGCCUGGGUGCCCUGCUGCCUACCCGCCAGCCGUCCCGGGUACAAGCCGCUCUGAACCGCGCCCUUGCCAGUCUCGCCCAAACUGGGAACAACUUCCUUCCUUACAACCUGAGCUUGGAAAUGGUACCGAGAAAACCCCCGACUGGGGACCCCGAGUCCCUUUUCAGGUGCGUGUGUCAGGCGAUCGUUGUUCAGGGGGUCUCCGCGGUGCUCGCCUUCCCCCAGAGCCAGGAAGAGCUCGUACAAGUGGAAUUUAUGGCUACUUUUUUGGAAAUCCCUUUCAUCAGCAUCAUUGAGCAAGGCGAACCCCUGAAAACACAGAACCGGUUCCACCUGCAGAUGGCGACGCGGAUCCCACCGUCGGGCUUGACGGAGCUACUGCUGACGGUGCUGCGGCGGAGUGGCUGGAACGAGGGCAUGGCAGUGCUGUGUCGGGGCUGGGAGGAGGCCGGGGUGCUGGAGCUGCUCAAGCUGCAGAGCCGGCAGGGUGGCUCCGGGGCCCGCUGGCGCCUCCGCGGGGCCCUCAACCUGUCAGAGGCGGAGCAGGAGGACAUGGAGGUGCACGAGUUCCUGUCCAAGCACUUCCGGCAGGCACGACCCCCGCCCACCUCAGUGCUGCUGUUCGGCAGCGACCCGCAGUGCGCUGCCACGGUGCUGCACAGCGCCCACGAGCUGGGCCUGGCGCUGCCCACCAUGCACUGGGUCAUGGCACAUCCGCUGAGCCCGGACGCACUGCACUCCAUUGGUCUGCCGUUGGGCUUGCUGGCCUACGGGGAGGUGGACCGCAAGCCGCUGGACUUCUACAUCCGUGAUGCCCUGCAGCUGGUGGCCCGGGCUGUCGCUGCUGCCACCGUGGUGCGGCCUGACCUGGCGCUCAUCCAGAACAUGGUCAACUGCUAUGACAAGCCCAACAAGCAUGAGGUGCCCUCCUCUGGGCAGUACAUCGCCAGGUUCCUGUCCAACACGUCCUUCAUGGGGCUGACUGGCCCCGUCAAGGUCCAGCGCAAUAUCUCCCGCGUGCUCACAUCCCAGCGGUUCCACAUCUGGAGCCUGCGGCGGGACGCAGUGGGGCAGCCAGCCUGGGUGACAGUGGGCAGCUGGGAGGGCAGCCAGCUGCAGGUGGAGGAGCAGGGCCUGUGGCCGGGGCCCUCGCAGCGACAGCAGGCGGCGGGGCAGGACCGGCGCAGGGUUGGCCGUUGGGACGCCUCGGUGCCGGUGGCGGGCAGCCGGCUGCGUGUGGUCACACUGGUGGAGCACCCCUUUGUAUUCACACGCGAGGUGGAUGAAGAUGGCAGCUGCCCCGCUGGGCAGCUAUGCCUGGACCCACGCAUCAACGACUCUGAUGCUCUGGACCGCCUCUUCCGCGACUUGGAGCAGGGCAACAAGUCAUCCAUCCCCAAGGACAUCCGCAAGUGCUGCUAUGGCUACUGCAUCGACUUGCUGGAGAAGCUGGCCGAGGACAUGCACUUCCAGUUCAAUCUCUACAUCGUGGGUGACGGCAAGUACGGGGCGUGGAAGGGCGGGCGCUGGACGGGGCUGGUGGGCGACCUCCUGAGAGGGGCCGCCGACAUGGCUGUCACCAGCUUCAGCAUCAACUCUGCCCGCAGCCAGGUGAUAGACUUCACCAUCCCCUUCUUCUCCACCAGCCUGGGCAUCCUGGUGCGCAGUAAGGAUACCGCCGCCCCCAUCGGCGCCUUCAUGUGGCCCCUGCACUGGUCCAUGUGGAUGGGCAUUUUCGUGUCACUACACAUCACCGCACUCUUCCUCACGCUCUAUGAGUGGAAGAGCCCCUUCGGCAUGACACCACAUGGCCGCAACCGUGUCAAGGUCUUCUCCUACUCCUCGGCCCUCAACCUGUGCUACGCCAUCCUCUUCGGCAGGACGGUGUCCAGCAAGACACCCAAGUGCUGGACAGGCCGCUUCCUCAUGAACCUCUGGGCCAUCUUCUGCCUGCUGGUGCUCUCCAGCUACACGGCCAACCUGGCUGCCGUCAUGGUAGGUGAGAAGACCUUCGAGGAGCUGUCUGGCAUCCACGACGCCAAGCUUCAUCACCCCUCGCACGGAUUCCGCUUCGGCACUGUGAGGGAGAGCAGCGCCGAAGACUACAUGAAGAAGAGCUUCCCUGAGAUGCACGAGUACAUGAGGCGCUUCAACGAGCCCACCACACCUGAUGGGGUCUCCACGCUCAAGUCAGAUCCUCCCCGGCUCGACGCCUUCAUCAUGGACAAGGCGCUGCUGGACUACGAGGUUUCCAUCGAUGCUGACUGUAAGCUGCUGACUGUGGGGAAGCCGUUUGCCAUCGAAGGCUAUGGGAUUGGACUGCCGCAGAACUCCCCCCUUACCUCCAACGUGUCGGAAUACAUCAGCCGCUACAAGUCAGACGGCUACAUGGACAUGUUGCACGACAAAUGGUACAAGGUGGUCCCCUGUGGGAAAAGGGUCUUUGCCGUCACAGAGACCCUGCAGAUGGGCAUACAGCACUUCUCUGGGCUGUUCGUGCUGCUGUGCCUGGGUGUGGCUGGAGCACUGCUCACGCUGGCCGGGGAGCACGCCUUCUAUCGCCUCGUCCUGCCCCACAUCCGCCGCCGGCAGAAGUUCAAGUACUGGCUCCACACCAGCCAGAAAAUCCACAGAGCAUUAAACAUGACCUAUGAGGAUGUGAAGAGGCAGCGGGCCAAUGCAGAAAAGAGCUGUAACAUACAGAAGGCGCAGCCCUCGCCUCCUGCCCCACCUGCACCACCAACAGGUGGUGCCGCCACCACCUCCACCACAAUCACCAGCACCAGCGCCACCAAAUGGAACAAUGAAUACAGCAAGGCCUUACGGGAGCCUAAGGAUAACAAGAGGGUCCACUUCAACCUGGAGACCCUCAAUAGCCGCCGUCUCCAGGCACAAGCUACGCCUGAAGUGCAAGGAACUGGCGGAACCAGCAGGGGGACGCUAACCUUGCCUGUGUGUGAGAAUGGGGGACCUGGGCUGAGCCUGCUGCCACCCUCGGCCUCCUCAUCCUCAGGCCUGCUACCCCAGGAGGGCGAGCUGCAGCAGCUGCAGGAGCAGAUCGAAGAGAUGAGGGGCCAACUGAGAACAGCCCUGGCCCGGAGGGCUGAGCUGCAGACCUCACUGGCCCAAGAAAGAGUGGCCCAAGCCACGGUGGUGACACAAACCCCCCCUGCGAGGCUCCUGGCUAUGCGCGCCCCUCCCACCAAAGAGAAUGGCAAGAGGUGAUGGUGAUGAGGCAAGGGCUCCCGCAGGCCGUGGCUCGAGAGCUCAGCUAGGCCAUGAAGACCUUGCGGCAUGCCUGAGAUGGACCGCCAUCUCCAUCCGGCAGGAUCCGCCCUGGACUCUUCCCUGGGACGCUGGUGCCCACAGUCAACUCACUGACUCUCUCCAUACUAUCCAGGGCCCCAGAGAGGAGAUAUGAGGCAGAGCAAAGCACUUUCUGGAAGAACAUGAGCCCCUGGCUCAAGCUGAUCGACAGUCCCGCUUCAGGAUGGGCUACCACACUCACACGAUUCACUCCUCAGACUCAGACCAUGGCGGCAGACACAAAUACUGACCCCAGACUGGUGAAAACAGAGAUGCAGCGGCGAGCCGCUGUUAUAUGAUGGAUGGAGGGUCAGGGUCAUGCCGGGGAUCAGCCGCGAGAGAUAACAGUCUCUGCCUGACCAUGCGCAGAUGGCUCACACUUAUGCAAACUCACAACGGCAGCCCGGGGUCUGGACUCAUGAGGAGCCGUGGGCUCAGAGACCUGGAGCAUCUUUUUAAGGUGUCAUUGUUUCAUACUCCAGUAUGGACUGGUGAUGUUCUCUGGCUUUGACUCCCCCACCCCCAAUAAACAUUGUCUUAUUGAAGUAUGA